This is a messenger RNA of Anoplopoma fimbria (sablefish), 1843 nucleotides long. It is a transcript of the gene tfap2b, whose product is annotated as transcription factor AP-2 beta. Gene Ontology annotation, molecular function: DNA-binding transcription factor activity, RNA polymerase II-specific; RNA polymerase II transcription regulatory region sequence-specific DNA binding. Gene Ontology annotation, biological process: regulation of cell population proliferation; anatomical structure development; regulation of transcription by RNA polymerase II. The transcript has 7 exons. The record is from RefSeq and is a predicted model, not a curated record. The coding region runs from base 396 to 1706 and encodes 436 amino acids. Gene Ontology annotation, cellular component: nucleus. NCBI's taxonomy places the organism in Eukaryota, Metazoa, Chordata, Actinopteri, Perciformes, Anoplopomatidae.
UCCUCUUUCUAUAUCUCCUGCUGUUGGCGCGUGGUUUCGGCUCUCCACGGAAUUUAAACGUCACUCACGGUUGCGCGAGAGGCUUCACGCUCCAUGUGUCGCGCCAGUCCCCCUGCCUCUCGCGCGCAUUAAUAUUCCUGUAAGUCUCAGUCAUGAAUAACAAUUACACCGUACACCGGGGGUAAGAGGCGGGCUCUGCCGGUGCUCACAGUCAGAGCGGCGGCGGCUCCGGGCGGAAGAAGAAGAAGAAGAAGAAGAAGAAGAAGGUUGACCAUGGAGCUGUAGACCGGGCACGAAACAAAACAAACAAAAAACAACAACCUGGAUUUAGGUUUGGCUAUCACGGGUCAACACUAUCUGUACUACACUGCUGACACCAAACAGAGGGUUUACACAUGUUAGUUCACUCCUACUCCACUGCGGACCGGCAUGACGGUGUCUCGAGCCACAGCUCGCGCCUGUCCCAGCUGGGCUCGGUGUCGCACGCGGGACCCUACUCCAGCGCGCCCCCGCUGUCUCACGCCCCGUCCUCGGACUUCCAGCCUCCGUACUUCCCGCCGCCGUACCAGCCGCUCGCUCACUACCAGAGCCAGGACCCGUACUCCCACGUCAGCGACCCGUACUCGCUGAACUCUCUGCACCAGAGCCAGCAGAGCGCAUGGGGGGCCCGGCAGCGGCAGGACGCCUCCGGAGACCGGAUGGAGAGCUCCGGUCUGCUGGCGCAACCGCGGGCCUCUCUGCCUCAGCUGUCCGGGCUGGACCCCCGGCGGGACUACGGUGUGCGGCGGCCCGACGUGCUGCUGCACUCUGCACACCCGGGGCUGGAUCCCGGCAUGGGCGACGGACUGCUGCAGGGGCUGCACGGUAUGGAGGAUGUCCAGACCAUUGACGACACCAACGGAACGAACAUCCUGGAUCAGUCAGUCAUUAAGAAAGUGCCGAUGCCACACAAGCACAUGGGCUCUCUGAUGCUGGGCAAGGACGGGCUGAUCGGGGGGAUCACCGUCAACAUUAACGAGGUGUUCUGCUCGGUACCGGGCCGCCUGUCGCUGCUCAGCUCCACCUCCAAGUACAAAGUGACCGUCGGGGAGGUGCAGAGGAGACUGUCCCCGCCCGAGUGCCUCAACGCCUCCUUGUUGGGGGGCGUGUUGAGAAGAGCAAAGUCCAAAAACGGUGGGAAAUGUCUGAGAGAAAAGCUGGAGAAGAUUGGACUCAAUUUACCUGCUGGAAGACGCAAAGCUGCCAAUGUCACAUUACUAACAUCUCUAGUAGAAGGUGAAGCGGUCCACCUGGCCCGGGAUUUCGGUUACAUCUGCGAGACGGAGUUCCCCACCAAAGCCGUGAGCGAGUACCUCAACCGGCAGCACGCGGACCCCAACGAGCUGCACACGCGGAAAAACAUGCUGCUGGCGACAAAACAGCUGUGUAAGGAGUUCACAGACCUGCUGGCCCAGGAUAGGACUCCGCUGGGCAACUCCAGACCCAGCCCCAUCCUGGAGCCCGGCAUCCAGAGCUGCCUCUCCCACUUCUCCUUCAUCACGCACGGCUUCGGCUCGCCCGCCAUCUGCGCCGCGCUCACCACCCUGCAGAACUACCUCACCGAGGCUCUCAAAGGACUCGACAAGAUGUUUCUCAACAACCCCCCCAACAACCGGCACGGGGACGGAGGCAACAAGGCCGACAAAGAGGAGAAGCAGCGGAAAUGAGGCUGGGGAGGCGGCGACAGGAGAGCCAAACGGAAGGCAGACACACAGACAGAGGCGUCGACACCGUUACUUCUAGCUUUACACCACUGCCACUGACUUGCCACACACAGGGCCGAGGAGGAGGAGGAGGAGGAGGA